AAUACAUUAAAACUGUAGUGAUACAAUAUUUUAUAUUACUCGUCGUCUUAAUUUAUAUUACUUAUUAUUAUUGUGUUUGUUGUUAAUGAGGCUGUUACGAUUGUUGUUUUUCAUGAUAAAGACGGUCUAAUUGCGAAUCAAGCAUCUUUUUUUAACGGUGGUUUAAGGUCUCCCGUGCAGACGCGAGUUUGAUCGUAAGGAUCGACCAAGAUAAUAUUAAUAAAUACUAGCUCUGACGGUGAAAGACAUUUCAUGAAUGAUGGCCAAUGUUUUAAACAAAUGUUUCCAAUAUGCCUGUCUGUGAUUUUAUGUGUGGUCAAACCUGCAAUGGUGUGAAUGAUCGAUGUAUGUGUAAAGAUGUCAGUGACUUACGGAACUACAUAAUAAAAGGUUAUUGCUCCCAAUUUCCCGCUUACAAAAGCAGUACUUAAUAGAUGAUUCAUUAGUUUUGUCUCUAAUCACUGCUAUCAGUUGAGCCCUCUCACUUCCUUCAUAUAUUCAAGUAAGACAAUGGAAAAAUCCAGAAAAAUCAGCAAGCUGUGUAUUCUCUGCAUUGUACUCGGAAUGCUUUCUGUUGCCACCAUUGUUACCUUGUGGUCUAUUGCACUGACAGACAGCAGAGUUGUCACUGCGCCAUGGGACAUUUACCGUCUCCCAGACACCCUGAAGCCUGACCACUACAAACUUACCCUGUGGCCUCGACUCACUGCUAACGAACAAGGCCUCUACAUCUUCACAGGGAAAUCCUAUGUGGUUUUCCAAUGUGUGAAGGAGACUGACCUCAUUCUGAUACACUCCAACAAGCUGAACUACACCAAAUGGGAAGGUGGUCAACUGGCUAAACUGACUGCACUUGGUAACAUAACCGCACCAACCAUAAAGAGUUCAUGGCUAAAAGAAACAACCCAGUACCUAGUCAUGCAGCUUAAUGGGUACUUAACUGUUGGGGAAUUCUACCAGAUGGACACAGAGUUUGUUGGGGAGCUGGCUGACGACUUAUCAGGUUUCUAUAGGAGUGAAUAUGAAGAAAAUGAAGUUAAAAAAGUCUUGGCAACCUCUCAGAUGCAUCCUACUUACACUAGGAAAACCUUUCCCUGUUUUGACGAGCCUGCGAUGAAAGCUGUCUUCCAUAUCACACUGCUCCAUCCCAGGGGAACUGUGGCCUUGUCAAACAGCAAACAACAAUACAUAGUUAACACCACAGUCAAAUCAGAAGCUGUCAGCCAGACUGGAUUUGAGCCAACCAAGACCAUGUCAACAUAUUUGCUGGCCCUUAUUGUCUGUGACUACGCAUACAUCAGUGCUCAGGAGGGAGAUAUUCUGAUUAGGAUCUGGGCUCGAAGAAAAGCCAUUGGUGAAAGGCAUGGAGAGUAUGCACUCAAUCUAACAGGACCAAUCCUGUCAUUUUUUGAGGUGUAUUAUAACACCAGCUACCCUCUUGCUAAAUCAGACCAGAUAGCUCUUCCUGACUUCUAUUUUGGAGCCAUGGAAAACUGGGGACUUGUUACCUACAGAGAAACCAAUCUGCUUUAUGAUCCCUUGAUAUCAUCCAAUAGCAACAAGGAGAAAACAGCCACCAUCAUUGCACAUGAACUGGCCCACAUGUGGUUUGGAAACCUAGUGACCCUAAGAUGGUGGAAUGAAGUUUGGCUGAAUGAGGGCUUUGCAACCUACGUGUCUUACCUAGGGGCUGAUUACGCUGAACCCACAUGGAAUGUGAAAGACCUGAUAGUUCUUAAAGAUGUACACAGAGUGUUUGCAAUCGAUGCCCUGGCCUCGUCUCAUCCCCUGUCCUCCAAAGAAAAUGAGAUCAUAAAGCCUGAACAAAUCAGUGAGCAGUUUGAUGCAAUUUCUUACAGUAAGGGGGCAUCUGUACUGAGAAUGCUGUCAGAUUUUCUAACUGAACCAGUCUUUGUCCAAGGACUAAGUAGCUACCUGCAUCACUUUGCCUAUAGUAACACUGUGGCGACAGACCUUUGGAAUCAUCUACAACUAGCAGUAGAUGCCAGUGGUAUGGAGCUUCCGAGUACAGUGAAUGACAUCAUGAACCGCUGGGUCCUUCAGAGGGGCUUUCCAGUGAUUACAAUAGACACAGCCAAUGGACAUGUCUCCCAGGAGCACUUUCUUCUAGACCCUGAUUCUGUUGGGACUGUACCUCCAUCUGAAUUCAAGUACGAGUGGAUAGUACCAAUUAAAUGGAUGGAUGCAGGAGUGGUUCAGGAGGAGAUAUGGCUGCUAGAGAAAGAGGCCUCUAACAAAAACCUGAAGAGCGAUCAGUGGGUACUAGCCAACAUCAACGUGACUGGAUACUACAGGGUUAACUAUAACAUUAAGAACUGGGAACGUCUCCUUGUCCAACUGAGCACUGAUCAUCAGAUCAUACCCGUUAUCAACAGGGCCCAACUUGUGGACGAUGCUUUUAAUUUGGCAAGGGCUCAGCUCAUCCUUACAACAUUAGCUCUGAAUACAACAAAAUAUCUCUCCAAAGAAAGGGAAUAUAUGCCGUGGGAAUCGGCUAUGGACAACUUGGAUUAUUUCUACCUGAUGUUUGAUCGUACAGGUGUCUAUGAGGCAAUGCAGGAUUAUGUGAGAAAUCUAGUGACACCCCUUUUUCUACACUUCAAGUCUAUGACAUCAAACUGGACUAAAGUACCUGAAGGGCAUACUGACCAGUACAAUCAGGCCAAUGCCAUCAGGGUGGCCUGUAGCACUGGACUGGAGGAGUGCCUGAAUCUGACUAAAGGCUGGUAUAAACAGUGGAUGGACAACCCUGACAUCAAUCCGAUUCAUCCUAAUUUGAGGACGGCAGUGUACUGCAGUGCCAUUGCAGCAGGCGGGGCUGUGGAGUGGGAUUUUGGUUGGAACAUGUUAAAAAACGCCACCAUUGCCACAGAGACAGACAAGCUGAUGUCAGCUCUGGCUUGUACUAAAGACAAAAAGCUUCUGAAUAGGUACCUGGAAUAUACUUUGGACUCAGAUAAGAUUCGUAAGCAAGAUGCAACUUCUGUUAUCGUGUACAUCGCCAAUAAUCUUAAAGGCCAGACUCUGGCUUGGGAAUUUGUGACACAAAACUGGGAGUACAUGUUCACACAGUAUGGUGUCGGAUCCUUCUCAUUUGCCAACCUUAUAAGUGGUGUGACAAUGAGAUUCUCAACUAACCCUGAACUUGAUCAGCUUUACACAUUCAAGCAAGAAAAUUCUGAUAUUGGCUUUGGCUCGGGAACCAUGGCAUUGGAGCAGGCCAUCGAGAGAACUAAGGCCAAUAUCAAAUGGGUUGAUAAAAACCAGAAGGAAGUGUGGGACUGGUUCUUGAGUGAAACAGAGUAAUUCAUGGUUGUUCAACUCAGUGAAGAAUGUUGGACAUUAUCUCAGUGAAGAAUGUUGGACAUUAUCUCAGUGAAGAAUGUGCAGACAUUAUGUUAUAAUUGUAUGUUGCUACCAGGUUUGGGGUCAACUCCAAAGUCAUUUUCAGUUAAUUUCGGAAAUGUUUUGCAAUUACUUACUAAAACAUUUUCCAGAACACUAUACUCUUAUGAUUGGUCUAUGAAGUUUGUUAUAUUAGAGCAGGUUUGUCAAACUUAAUAUAUAAAUAUAUAUACUUUACUCUAACCACCCACAGGCCAGAUAAUACCUCCUCAAAUCCCCCUGUAUGUUUGACAUGUUAGUUUUAGAGAUUUAUAGGGUUAAUAUCUGUCCUGUUUGGUUAUAAAACAUUAAACCUUUUCCUAAAUGUA
Esox lucius (northern pike) is the source of this 3734-nucleotide messenger RNA. Its product is annotated as aminopeptidase N. The coding region runs from base 511 to 3327 and encodes 938 amino acids. The record is from RefSeq and is a predicted model, not a curated record. Lineage: Eukaryota; Metazoa; Chordata; Actinopteri; Esociformes; Esocidae. Gene Ontology annotation, cellular component: cytoplasm. The transcript has 20 exons. Gene Ontology annotation, biological process: proteolysis; peptide catabolic process. Gene Ontology annotation, molecular function: metalloaminopeptidase activity; zinc ion binding; peptide binding.